AUGGCCAAGACGAAGUCCAGAGGUAGAAGAGUCGAAAAGAGUGCUGAUAAGCUUGAAAAGAAGGCUCAGUCUCUUUUCGAAGAUACCAAGUCCACUGGCGAAGAAGGCGGAGAUGACAGUAACGAAAUCGAUGCCUCAUUGAAAAGUCCAUUUUUCGGUUUAGUAGAUUCCAACGAAUUGGACUACUUCAAACAAGCAGAGUCAACAUUGAACGUAAAUGCGUUUGAUAGUGACGAAGAUCGUGAAGGGUUCAUUAGAUCUGUUUUGGAAGAAGCCAGAGGAAAGGAAUUGAAAUUGGUCACCAACCAGAUCUGUUCCAAGUUGAUGGAAAGAUUGAUUUUGUUUGCUAGCGAUAGACAAUUGAAAAACAUAUUUGGCCAGUUUUCGGGACAUUUUGUAGCAUUGGCCCAUCAUAAAUACUCUUCCCAUGUAUUGGAAACUUUGUUGGUGAGAUCUGCUGCCUUGAUCGAAAAGGAGUUGAUCCAUGAUGACAGCAGUCAAAAUGAAGAGGAACGGGAAGAACAGGAAGAAGGAGAAGUGACAGAUCCUAUGGAAGGUUUGUUCAUCAAGAUGGUUGACGAAUUCAAGCCUCAUUUGCAAGGAAUGUUGGAACACCAAUACUCAUCGCAUGUUCUCCGUUUGCUUAUCUUGAUUUUGGCAGGUAAGGAAUUACCUUCUACAACUACUUCCAACUCUACCUUGAGAUCGAAAAAGUCCAAGAUCGCCAGAAAAAUGAUUGAAAUAAAAGAUAACCAAGACUUCAACAAGUCAUUCCAGACACCAUCCUCGUUCAAGAUUCAACUAAGAGAACUCUGUAAUUCCGUAAGCAACAACCAAAAUAGCAAACGUAUGAGAGAACUUGCUAUACACAAGAUCGCAUCUCCAGUUUUGCAAUUACUUAUUCAAGUUGAAGGCUUGGUUGAUAGAGAUAGAACCUUCUGGCACUUGAUAUUCUUAAAGGAUUCGGAAGACAAGAACUCUCAAGAAGAAGCCUUCGUGGAAUACUUGUUGUCUGACUCUGUUGGUUCUCAUUUCUUGGAAGCAACUAUCAAGAAUGACGGUGCCAGAAUCAAAUACAUUGAAAGAUUAUACAAGUUAUACAUGGAGGAUAGAAUCUUAAAGUUAGCAAAGAGAUCGACUACCGGUGUUUAUAUCAUCCAAGCCUUGUUGUUCAAGUUGAAACCAGUGGACGUUGAACACAUUCUUGAUGAAAUCAUUCCCGAGUUGUCCAAUUUGAUUUCCAUUUCCGAGAACCAAAACUUAGACUUAGGUCAGAGAUUAAUAGAUGCGUCCAUCUCCAGAGGUAACUACAGAAGAGAUGAGAUCAUCGAGCAAUUGUUCUUGAAGUUUGCUCCUAACUACAAUGUCCAAGAUCCACAACUCAAAACCACCUCCGAGUUCAUCGAAAACGUCUUGCAAUUGACAGGCUCAACUUUGGGGAAUACUCGUGACGACUGGCCAACGGCAGAAGAAAGAAGAAGAUCAUUUUUCUUGGAAAAGUUGAUGGAAUACGACUACAAGUUCGUGAUAUGUGUGUGGUAUAACUUCUUGGCUUUGCCAGUAGAAAGAUUCAUCCAGAUGUGUUUCCACGGCGUUUUUUCUCAUAUUGUAGAACGUGCUUUAGUGGUUAUACCAUCUUCUGAAGGUGAACCAAAGCCCGUUUUGAUUCUCAGAAAGAGGGUUUUGAAUCUUUUUAAAGAUCAAAUUGUCAACAUGUCGUGCAACUCUUACGGAUCCCACAUCGUUGAUGCAUUGUGGAACUUUUCUGUGUUGUUACCUAUGUAUAAGGAUAGAAUUGGCACGGAAUUGCAGGGAGACUCGCAUAAGGUCAAGGAAAGUACCUACGGUAGAUUGGUGUGGAAGAACUGGUCCAUGGAAUUGUUUGUUAGAAAGAAGUACGACUGGAAGUCGUUGAUCAAGCAACAAGAGCAGGCAUACUAUGGUGUGAAUGACGAAAAUGGAACCACUUCAAGAGUCAAAAAACCAAUUGAAUUGAAGAUGGAAAAAUUGGCUGAAGAAAGGAGGUUGCGUGAAGAAGCCGCAGCUAAGUCUGAAAGUGGCUACAAGAGACGACACGAAGAUGAUAACGAGGAUGACUACGCUAAAAAACAGAAGCUUAGAGGUCGUAGAAGAUAG
Molecule: messenger RNA, 2136 nt
Organism: Scheffersomyces stipitis CBS 6054
Lineage: Eukaryota; Fungi; Ascomycota; Pichiomycetes; Serinales; Debaryomycetaceae
Product: RNA-binding RNA processing protein
Exons: 1
Coding region: 1-2136 (711 amino acids)
Biological process (GO): endonucleolytic cleavage to generate mature 5'-end of SSU-rRNA from (SSU-rRNA, 5.8S rRNA, LSU-rRNA); endonucleolytic cleavage in 5'-ETS of tricistronic rRNA transcript (SSU-rRNA, 5.8S rRNA, LSU-rRNA); ribosomal small subunit export from nucleus
Cellular component (GO): 90S preribosome; nucleolus; preribosome, small subunit precursor
Molecular function (GO): RNA binding
Source: RefSeq, a predicted model, not a curated record